Pipistrellus kuhlii (Kuhl's pipistrelle) is the source of this 2628-nucleotide messenger RNA. It is a transcript of the gene ZNF319, whose product is annotated as zinc finger protein 319. The record is from RefSeq and is a predicted model, not a curated record. The transcript is spliced from 2 exons. Lineage: Eukaryota; Metazoa; Chordata; Mammalia; Chiroptera; Vespertilionidae. Gene Ontology annotation, molecular function: RNA polymerase II cis-regulatory region sequence-specific DNA binding; DNA-binding transcription factor activity, RNA polymerase II-specific. The coding region runs from base 553 to 2403 and encodes 616 amino acids. Gene Ontology annotation, biological process: regulation of DNA-templated transcription.
CGCGCGCCCGCCCGCCCGUCCUCCGGUCCCUGCAAGGCCAUCGGUCCGUCCGCCCGUCCUCCCGGCGCUCCUCCGCUCCGAACCGCUAUCCCGGCCGCCUUCGUCGCCUCCUCGGUCCCGAUCGCCGGUAGCGCGUCCCCCACGCUCCCGGGCCGGUGCCGCCGCUACGCGAGGCCGGGGAUUGGGCAGCGCGCGUAGGCCGCGCCUCGGCCGAUCGAGCCGGAAUAAAGGGGCGGCCGAGCACCGCGGGUCUCCUCGCGCCCCGCGCCCGCCUCCGCGGGUGGCCCAGAGCAGAACUCGGCAUCUGGGAAGGCAGAGCCUCCCUCCCUGGCAUUGUGGGCACCCGCCUGGAAGAGCCCCCUGAGCCGCCGGCAGAGCCUUGUAGUCUGUCUGGGCGAAUGACCUGGGCCAUCUGACCGGUCCCUGCUCUGUGCCUUGUCCGAGGUCCUUGUCUGCCCCUGAUCCCGGGGCACCUUCUCUCUCUGGGUUGGGUCAUCUUAAUCGGGGAAACUGAAGCCGCUACUGUCCAAGCCCUGCUUCAUCUUCCCAAGCAUGUCGGAGAGCUGGCAGCAGCCGCCGCAGACGCAGCCGCAGCAGCCGCAGCCCCCGCAGCCCCAGCACCACCCGGAGCCGCCGCCGGCCCUGGCGGAGCAUUCGCUGCCGCCCGGCACUGCCGAGAACCCCCUGGGCUGCGCCGUCUAUGGUAUCCUCCUGCAGCCCGAUCCGGGCCUGCAGCCCCCGCAGCAUGAGCCCCUGCAGGCGGCCGGGGAGCCAGGCCCCAAGUGCGGGGUGUGCGGGCACGACCUGGCGCACCUGUCCAGCCCGCACGAGCACCAGUGCCUGGUGGGCCACGACCGCUCGUUCCAGUGCACGCAGUGCCUCAAGAUCUUCCACCAGGCCACCGACCUGCUGGAGCACCAGUGCGUGCAGGUGGAGCAGAAGCCCUUCGUCUGCGGCGUCUGCAAGAUGGGCUUCUCGCUGCUCACCUCGCUGGCCCAGCACCACAGCGCGCACAGCGGCGCGGGCGCCAACGGCGGCCUGGUGAAGUGCUCCAUCUGCGAGAAGACCUACAAGCCGGCCGAGGCGGCGGAGCCUGUGGCCACAGGGGCGGCGGCCCCCUCGCUGCCCCCGCCGCCGCCCCCGCCGCCCGCCGUGGUCCCCGCCGCCGCCGCCGCCGCCGCCCCCCCGGAGCAGGUGGACAAGCCCUACAGCUGCCCCGUGUGCCAGAAGCCCUUCAAGCACCUGUCGGAGCUGUCGCGGCACGAGCGCAUCCACACGGGCGAGAAGCCCUACAAGUGCACGCUGUGCGACAAGAGCUUCAGCCAGUCGUCCCACCUGGUGCACCACAAGCGCACGCACAGCUCCGAGCGGCCCUACCGCUGCGCCGUGUGCGAGAAGACCUUCAAGCACCGCUCGCACCUGGUGCGCCACAUGUACGCGCACUCGGGCGAGCACCACCUGUUCCGCUGCAACGUGUGCGAGCUGCACUUCAAGGAGUCGUCCGAGCUGCUGCAGCACCCGUGCACGCCCAGCGGCGAGCGGCCCUUCCGCUGUGGCGAGUGCCAGAAGGCCUUCAAGCGGCCCUCGGACCUGCGGCAGCACGAGCGCACGCACAGCGCCGAGCGGCCCUUCAAGUGCGACCUGUGCCCCAUGGGCUUCAAGCAGCAGUACGCGCUCAUGCGGCACCGGCGCACGCACAAGGCGGCCGCCGCCGCCGCCGCCGCCGCCGCCGCCGCCGCCGCCGCCGCCGCGGAGGAGCCCUUCAAGUGCGGCCUGUGCGACAAGGGCUUCGGCCAGCCCGGCCACCUGCUCUACCACCAGCACGUGCACACCCUGGAGACCCUCUUCAAGUGCCCCGUGUGCCAGAAGGGCUUCGACCAGUCCGCCGAGCUGCUGCGGCACAAGUGCGCCCUGCCCGGCGCCCCCGAGCGGCCCUUCAAGUGCUCCGCGUGCAGCAAGGCCUACAAGCGGGCGUCGGCCCUGCAGAAGCACCAGCUGGCCCACUGCUCGCCGGCCGAGAAGCCCCUGCGCUGCACGCUGUGCGAGCGCCGCUUCUUCUCGUCCUCGGAGUUCGUGCAGCACCGCUGCGACCCGGCCCGCGACAAGCCGCUCAAGUGCCCGGACUGCGAGAAGCGCUUCAAGUACGCGUCCGACCUGCAGCGGCACCGGCGCGUGCACACGGGCGAGAAGCCCUACAAGUGCCCCAGCUGCGACAAGGCCUUCAAGCAGCGCGAGCACCUCAACAAGCACCAGGGCGUGCACGCCCGCGAGCAGCAGUUCAAGUGCGUGUGGUGCGGGGAGCGCUUCCUGGAUGUGGCCCUGCUGCAGGAGCACAGCGCGCAGCACAGCGCCGCGGCCGCCGCCGCCGAGGGCGCCUACCAGGUGGCCGCCUGCCUGCCCUGAGCGCCCGCCUCCUGGUUCAGAGGCCCCUCUCCACCCACCUCCGCGCUCAGAGGCCCUGGGCGUGAGGUCAGGAGAGCGCCCAGCAGGUGGUGAGAGAGAGGCCUGGCACUUCUGGACCCCGCCCGGAGGCGGGGGAGCCAGACGGCCCUGGCUGGUCCCCGCCCUGCAAACCGCUUUCCCACCAGAGGAUUCGUCUUCUUGGGAGCCGUCGGCCUUCCUUAUCUC